AUCAGACGACCACAACUUGCGGAGUCCAGCAGCUUAUGUAAAAAUUGCUCCCUUUUUAUGCUGUUUUAACACGUCACACCACUUCUUAGAGAUGUUCAGUACGUCGAGCAAUGUGCUGCAAAACCAGGUUGUGUUGCCGCUGUCAUAUAUUAUAUCCCAAUAUUCGGGAAAGUGUGGUCCACGACAGCACAACAAGAAUACUCAAAAGAGCAUCAAUAACACUUCAUCAGUGGUUAACAUUGUAUGCUCAGAGAGUCUAGCAGAGACAGUUGAACAUCUUGGAGAAUCAGGUUUAAGACAGAUUAGUCAGCUGAUUACCCCACAGCUUCUCCAGGACCUCUCUUUAUAUGGCCCAAAGUUGAAUCUGCCUUUCCCCUCAAGCCAGUCCACAGCACAUCGAGCCUUAUCAUCUGCCUCUCGUCUUUAUGUUGGGAGGAGAGGAGCCUGGCAUGAGUCCCAUAUAUCAGCCAACACAUUCUCAGAGAAUAAGGGAAAUGGGAAGCCCUUAUCUACCUUCUGUGGAGACAUGCGUCUUAAGCCUGUCUUUGCAGUGACUGAGAGACUACUUUUGUCAAAGCCUUUGCAUCAAGCAGUUUUGACUCAGCAACGUGGCUUCAAGACACAGCAAUCCAUUGAGCGUGAAUCUCUAAGGCAAACCACAGUCGCUGAUCGGUUACGAGAUGGCCUGAAGUCCAGGCAGCGCUCCAGCAGGAAUAUCCAGCAGGAGGCAGAGAGUAAUGCAAAGCUAAAGGGUAUGCUGACAGAGGAAUCGUCUUCUGAGGUUCGCAAAAACAUGAAGGUGGCUUUUGCAGAGGGGUAUCUGGCAGCAGAACCUCAGAAGCAUCAGUCACGUACCAUGAGGUGGAUCAGGAACUUCCAACAAGUCCUGGCCAUUGUCGUGUUCAUUGCUAUUCUCUUCUCACUAAUGGGCGGUAUGGGAGGGUCCAUGUUCCGAAUGCAUGUCGGAAAUGGCAACGAGGUCCACCCAGAGGAAAUCAUUGUCUCCUUCAAGGAUGUCAGAGGGGUAGAAGAAGCCAAACAGGAACUACAAGAAAUUGUGGAGUUCCUGCGAAAUCCAGAGAAGUUUACCUCAUUGGGGGCUGAGUUGCCAAAGGGUGUACUUCUUGUGGGCCCUCCAGGCACAGGCAAGACACUUUUGGCUCGGGCAGUAGCAGGGGAGGCAGGAGUGCCUUUCUUUCAUGCAGCUGGCCCAGAAUUUGAUGAAAUCCUGGUGGGCCAAGGGGCACGAAGAGUUAGGGAUCUCUUCCGUGCUGCUAAGAUGAGAACUCCAUGUGUCAUAUUCAUAGAUGAAAUUGAUUCUGUUGGUGCCAAGCGAUCAAAUUCAGUGCUCCAUCCCUAUGCCAACCAAACAAUCAACCAGCUGCUUUCGGAAAUGGAUGGCUUCCACAAGAAUGAUGGAGUUAUUGUCCUGGGGGCCACCAAUAGACGGGAUGACCUUGAUAAGGCCCUUAUGCGUCCAGGAAGAUUUGAUGUUGAGGUUCAGGUCCCUAUUCCAGACUUGGCUGGAAGGAAGGAGAUAUUUGAUUAUUACCUAGGUAAAAUCAAAGUUGGUAAUGAUGUUGACGUGAAUGUUCUCUCAAGAGGAACAACAGGUUUCACAGGUGCUGAUAUAAAAAAUGUAACCAAUCAAGCAGCACUAAGGGCAGCAGCUGAUCAGGUAGAUUCAGUGUCCAUGAAGCAUUUGGAGGCAGCCAGAGAUAAAGUACUGAUGGGUCCAGAGAAGAAGUCCCGUAUCCCAGAUGAGGAGGCCAACCUUGUUACUGCGUACCAUGAAGGUGGUCAUGCGCUGGUAGCUCAUUACACCAAGGACUCCCAUCCACUGCACAAGGUCACAAUCAUUCCCAGGGGCCCAUCACUUGGACAUACUGCCUAUAUCCCUGCUAAGGAGCAAUACCACAUGACAAGAAGUCAGAUGCUUGCUACCAUGGACUCCCUCAUGGGAGGCCGAGCGGCAGAGGAACUUAUCUUUGGAACAGACUUUAUCACAUCUGGGGCUUCUUCAGACCUAAAACAAGCCACAAGCAUUGCUACGCACAUGGUGAAGGACCUGGGCAUGAGUGAUCGUGUGGGCUUGAGGACCUUUGAAGACAACACUGGCCAGCUGAUUAGCACGGGAGACUCCCUUGGCCAGUCCACUAAAGAAGCUAUAGACCAUGAAAUAAAAAAAUUGCUACAGGACUCAUACGAGCGUGCCAAAUCCAUUCUGAAAGCCCAUGCCAAGGAGCACAAAGCUCUUGCCGAGUCCCUCAUGAAGUAUGAGACCUUGGAUGCUGAUGACAUCAAGGCCAUCCUGGAUGGACGACCAGUGGCCAAGGACUUGUAGUUUGGGGUUAGGUUUAGGAUGCCUUAUUGUAACAAAGCCAGUCAUGUCAUAUUCAUCACAUUAUGACGAAAAAUAUUAAAGCUGUUGUGUUUGAUUUAUUUAAAGUGCAAAUAUCAUGAAGGAUAUUGAGUUUUAUGCAUUUCUAGUUUUUAAAAGAGUAACCCCUAGAUAAUAUAUCAAUUCUGGCAUAAGCAGUUUCUUUUGGGGGGGGGAGUACAUUUAGAAAAUAUGUGACAUUGAAAAAUAUUUUUACUUUGCUAUUAAGUCAUGGUAUUAGCAUCCCAUUUAACUUUUUCAUUGCCAUUCACUGUUCAUCUACAGAUCAUGAUUUCAGGCUGAUCAUAGCAUCACAGGGUAGAUAAUAGGUUUGUAAUGAGGUAGGUAAAAUCUGUGAGGGAGUUAGAGCUCAGGACCUAUAUUGUCUUAGUGAGAACUCUCCUUAUUGGUCAUCUUGUGAAUUAAAGUACAAUAACAUUUGAAAAUCACUACAUUGUAUAUUUCCUUUGUAUAUUUUCUUUCCUAAAUAAUUUGAUUUUUAAAAAGUGAAGAAAACUCUGGGAAUGUAAAAGAUAGACAUUAUUUGUUUUCAUUUUAAUUUUCUCAGUAUAAAAUGAAGAACAUCAAGUAUAUAAUUAUUGCAUAAUAUCACGUACACCAACAUUGCUCCUUUCAUACUUUCUUUCUUGAUAGGGAACAAAUAAUUAUUAAACAAGGUGCUGAUUGCAGGAGAAGACAGUUGCCAGGAUGAUCAGUCCUUUCUGUAUACUUUUCUAUGAAUGCAUAAUAGAUGGAAAAUGUGGUCAGUCUGUGAAUCCUUAAAGUAACAGAUGUGAAUUUCACAUGACACACACAGUGGGAAGAUUAGAACUUUUUAUUCAUUUUGCACAGAUGUGUGUGUGAAUUUUUGUAAAUAGUAUGUUUUCAUUUCAUUAGUUUGCAUUUGGAUGUGACACAGUUGCAUUCCAAGCAAUAGUCAUUUUCAUUUUUCAUCACAUGAUACUGUGUUGUGAAUCUCUCCUCUGGAUGUAUUAUAAAUCCCACUGAAUGUUGUGUUCUGUUGAAGAAAUUAUUCUCAGUUUGAUACAUUUUGGUUUGUAGCUCUCACAUCUUGGUGAAUAAUAGCUUGUGAUGUGUAGACAUUUUGCUUAGCUAGGUUUUAAUUUGAAGUUAAUCUUCCUGAGGCAAGUGUCCAUUAGUAAAGAAAUCAUUUUUCCCUUUUUGAUUGUACAUUUGUCAUUUCAUCUAUAAUUUAUGCAUUCAUUAACUAUUAUUAUUAUGGUUAUCUUAAUGAUGGUUAUGACACCACUUGGUAUAAUGAAAGGGAAAUUUACUUUUUUCAUAUGUUGUUGUAAGGUUGUACUUAAAGUCCAAGUGUCUCCACUCUUCAGCCUCAUUAAGAAGUGAUGGGCAAAAUUCUUAACAGUGAUCUUGAAGUACUUUGACUAAUUUUCACUGUCAAGAAGGAAAUAAAGCAGCUGUCAUCAUGCACCUUUGACAUAAGGAAAAUAGCUCUUGCCUGUGUCUUUGCCAUGAACUUUGGCUCACUUUCUCAUCAGACCUCUCAAUGUUCAUUCAUUGUCAUCAUUACAUAUUUCACGUUGUUUUCAGAAGGUAGGGUAGGUGUAGAGAUUUUAUCAGUAUAUAGAAGAAAGUAGAUUUAUUGAUUCAGUAUGGGUGCAUUUUUUGUAAGGAAGGUUAUGUUGUACAUUUCAUACAUGAGCUCUUUCUCAUGUGGAUAGACAACUUUCUAUUUGUCUGUCCUGUAGAUUCUCAUAUGUGAAGUACAUUUUUUGAGCAUAGAAAUAAAGGAUUGUAUUUUUUUGUUUUGUUUUUUGUUUUCCUAGUUCUAGUUAUGUUAACCUGAUGCCGCCAGGGAUGUUAUGUGCCCAUUGUGAGUUUAGUUAUCAAUUGUCUUUACACAUAGGUAGCUCCACAGUGAGCCAAGUAUUGGUACUACCAAUCUCUCCUAUUUACCUUUUUCCUUGAUUUUCAGAAAUAUUUUCUGGUAUCUUAUAUUGCUGUUAGUAAUGUUAAUACCAUCAUAAUAAUGACUAUGUCUAUAAUAAUAAUAACAGCAUCAAUAUUAAUAGCAUUAGUAAAAAAGAAAAAAAGAAAAAAAA
Molecule: messenger RNA, 4464 nt
Organism: Penaeus indicus
Lineage: Eukaryota; Metazoa; Arthropoda; Malacostraca; Decapoda; Penaeidae
Gene: YME1L
Product: ATP-dependent zinc metalloprotease YME1L-like
Exons: 15
Coding region: 92-2344 (750 amino acids)
Biological process (GO): mitochondrion organization; protein quality control for misfolded or incompletely synthesized proteins
Cellular component (GO): mitochondrial inner membrane
Molecular function (GO): metalloendopeptidase activity; ATP hydrolysis activity; ATP binding
Source: RefSeq, a predicted model, not a curated record